AGAGAUAUUUCAUUUAUUUGUAAGUUACAUAUUUUUUUAGAUGUGUAGAAAUGAUCUGUUUCUACCACAAGAUACGGAAACAGUUUUACUUCCUGUUUUUCUCACAUAAAUAGUGUUGGACUAAAGUUAACUGCAGAGAGCUGCUGUUGCUUUGUGUGGUGAUGGAGCGUGUUGUGCGUGUUGUGCGUGUUGUGCGUGUUGUGCGUGUUGUGUGUGUUGUGCAUGUGCUCCUGCUCUGGUCCCUGUGCACAGCUAAACACUCAGAGUACCAGGGGACAGUGAUGACCUACUACCCUCUGAUCACCCACCAGAACACAUCGGUCACGGUACAAGUUCGCUUCAAGUCAAAUUCUAAGAGUUGCAUCGUAAACAAUUAUUAUUGUCCUUCUGAGGGCUGCUAUCGUAUCUCAUACAAAAAAGUGACCGUUGAUCGAGAUUUGACAACAGAGUUUUGCCAAACAGAAUCAGUCUGGACUCGGACAAGUCCCACCAAUGCACCGAUGCUGAUGAAGUUAUUUCCGUACAACUGGAUCAGCUCCACAGUGAACAGAGCCCUGGAAGCUAAAGCCUCCACCCUGGUGGAGCUGAGGAGCCGCUCAGACACUGGACAAUCCAACGCGUCUCCACAGACGACCAUCCUGCCCGUCUAUCGAGUCUCCUGGAACUGUCCGAGUAACAUCCGUCUGUUGACCUUUGACCCUGAUGGAGACCGGGUCCGGUGCAGGUCUGCUGAUAAAAGUAGAGACGCAAAUGAGUGUGAGCAGUGCACUCUGCCCUCUGUGCUCCGCCUGACACCGAGCUGCAGUGUGUCGUUCAGCUCGUCCAGCAGCAGCUCUGUGGGCCUGCACGCUGUAGAACUCAUGAUGGAGGACUUCCCCACCUCUGACAUGGUCCUGACGGCCACUGACGGAGCACAGGAGGAGAGGAGCACCGGAGACCCCAUCAGCAGACUAGCAAUCCAGUUUUUACUUUCAGUGGGGUCUGCAGCUCCCUCGUGCUCCCCUGGCAUGUACCUGCCCGUGUUUGUGAAGCCCACCCCCCAACAUGAAGAUCACAUCUACUCUGUGGUCAGUGAAACUCUACAAAUCUACAUCCAAGCCCAGGCCCGAGAGUCCACGAUUUCUGACGUCCUGUUCAGUGGCCCUUCAAACAUGACGAAAGCGAAGUCCAAUGGUCAGUACGUUCUGAGCUGGGCGCCCUCUGCUGCUGAACUCGGGAAAGGUUUUGCUGUGUGCUUCGUGGCUGAGGCUGUUCACGGUUCUGCAAAGUUUCACUCUGAACAUCGGUGCGUUGUCGUGCACGUCAGAAACGUUCCUGAUGUUAACGGCUCCUCUCCGGUCCGCUCCUCGUCCCUCUUCAGCCUGGCCUUCAUUCUACUGUAUGAAUAUUUCUGUUAAAGUUUUUUGAGAACUAAACUGUAUAUGUGGUGUUUUAAUAGAAUGGUCAACUGUUCCUAGUCAUUUUUUUGGCAAUUCCCAUGGAAAUCAAAUCAAAAAACGCUAAGAUCCCGUCCACACUAGUCGUAUUUGAGUUGUUUUUGUUGUGGAUGCAGUGUUCGUUCACACUAAUCCGAUUGAAAACGGCUCAAGAGAUGGAACGAUCUGGUGCCGCUGAGGUCCCACGAAUUCAUCUGAGUACAGAUCUGAUCCGGCACAGUGUGGACACCUGAAAACGCUGAUACUCUGAUGUAGGUUUAUGCACCGCGAAGUAAUUCACCGCCAAAACACUAAGAGGCUAGAAUAUCUGUCAAUUCAUAUAAACGUGUGUCUGUGUGUACGACCUGUAGACGUAUAAUCUCUGAAAAGUUUCACAUGAACCAUCUCCAACGCGACAGAAACAGAACAGACUCACCAUCAGCAGAACACCCCUCUGUCACAGAAAGAACACUCAUAUUCCACUGAGUUGUGUCCUUUAGACCCCGUUUACACUGAAAUGAAUCCGUGUAUCACUGUAUCGGCAACGAUCUGCGUCCAGACACGUCGUUUAUGUGUCUGCAAGUCUUCCCUAGCCACGCAGCUUUGAGCAUAUUUGUUUACAUUUUACAGAAACAAAACUUAAAACCGCAUGACACAUUUGCAUAAACUGAUCGCUCAAAAAACAGCUCGAUAUUGUGCGAUAAUGUGAUUCAGCUUCUGCUCUAUAUUCUGGCCUCUUACUGUUUUGGCGGUGAAUCAUUUCGCGGUACAUAGAACUACAUCAGCUUAUCAAUGUAUCAACGUUUUCAGGCGUCCACACGGUGCCGGAUCAGAUCUGUACGAACAUGAAUUCGUGGGAGUUGGAGGCACCAGAUCGUUUCGUCUCUGGAGCAGUUUUCUAUCGGAUUAGUGUGAACAAACACUGAAUCCACAACCAAAACAACUCAAAUACAAACUAAUGUUGAUGGGGCCCUAGUCCGACAGAAGCUGAACCACAUCAGGGCACAAGGAGCGAACUGUUUUUUUGAGAGCUUAGUUUAGGCAAAUGAGCCACGCGGUUUUAAGUUUCAUUUCUGCAAAAUGUAAACAAAUCUGCUCAAAGCUGUGUGGAUAGAGAAGACUUACAGACACAGAAACGACGUGUCUGGACGCAGAUCGUUUCCGACACGGUGAUACUGUGAUUGGUUUCAGUGUACAUAUAGCCUGGAACUGCUGCCUGCACUGGCCUCUGCAAUUUCAAGUAGUUGGUGACAUCACAACAAACUGCCCUGAUCACAGCCUGGGGUUUCAGAUUACAAACACCAGCUCCAAUUGAAACGUGGUUGUGGGCGAAGUUUAGUUGUGUUUGCUGUGUUUAAAAAUGUCGGCAGCGAACAGCAUGAAGCCAAAUACAUGAUGGCGUCACUUAAAGACAUUACACCUCAGUCACGCUGAUAAGACGCUUGAGUUUUUUCAGCGAAAAUGUCCCGAAUAUUCAAUCAAUCAAUCAAACUUUAUUUGUAUAGCACUUUUCAUACAUUUGAAAUGUAGCACAAAGUGUUUCACAUGCAACAGAAAAAUUACAAUAAUUAAAAACAACAGCAACCCCCUCACCCCACUGUUUCAUCCACAUAUACACAAUAAGACGUAAACAUAUUGCAACAAUCAUCCCACUUUGUGAAUGCUGCUUCAGUGAACCAGCGAGCAUGUUUCGUAUCAUAUAAGGUGUCGUACCAAACAGCAGAGGAGCUAAUUCUGCUGAACUAUAACACAGACAUGAUCUUUAAAAACGAGGAGGACACAGGAGCGGAUCACCUCAUGACGCAGGUGAGCAUAGCGUAGAAUACAAACAGACACAUGCUGAGUGUUUCCCGGGAGUCACUUUGGAGACGCGACUAAAACGUUUGCUCUCGUAUGUCGGCGACUGAAGGCGAUGGUGCGAUUUGUCCACGUUUGAUCGUGGUUCUGAGGAGUGGAGGGCGAGAAUUGUUUUCUUCUUCCUAGUUGGGGAUGUGACAGAAAAUAGUUGAGAAGCGCUGGUAAAUAAAUCGCCAAAAGGUCACUAGUAACAGUGGACAGUGAUAUUAAAACAAAGAUGUUGUAAAAAAUGAAUAAAAUUGCAAUGUUUUUUUGUUUUUUAAUUAGAAUAUAGUGUAUUGUCUUUAACAUUUAGUCUAAACAGUCUGUAUUGUGUGUAUAAAACUCUGCACUCACUGAUGCAUUGUUAAAUUAUUGUCUUAAAGUUCUUUACAAUAAUACUGAACUUUUGCACGUUUAUUAACUU
Boleophthalmus pectinirostris (great blue-spotted mudskipper) is the source of this 3678-nucleotide messenger RNA. RefSeq lists its product as uncharacterized. The record is from RefSeq and is a predicted model, not a curated record. NCBI's taxonomy places the organism in Eukaryota, Metazoa, Chordata, Actinopteri, Gobiiformes, Gobiidae. The coding region runs from base 162 to 1397 and encodes 411 amino acids. The transcript is spliced from 9 exons.